Messenger RNA from Heterostelium album PN500, 186 nucleotides. RefSeq lists its product as uncharacterized. NCBI's taxonomy places the organism in Eukaryota, Evosea, Eumycetozoa, Acytosteliales, Acytosteliaceae. The transcript is spliced from 2 exons. Bases 1 to 186 code for a protein of 61 amino acids. The record is from RefSeq and is a predicted model, not a curated record.
AUGUUAAUCAACAACCUCAUUUCAGUUCUUUCAUUUUCUUCUUCAUCUGUUUUAAAUUCAACAAUGUCGACGAGUACAAAUCAAACAUCCUUUGAAUCUGAUAAUUUGAUUUCGAAAAUAGAAUGUCGUUUACUUUUGAAUGGUAAAAGAGCACCACCACCAAAGCCAUCAACUCACUUCUUUUAA